AUGACAAGCAACAGUAGUACCAAAGACGAUCAACAGAUUCAAAAGAUUUCAGAUGAGUAUUUGACGCCUAUCGUCAAAAUUUCCGAAAACGCUGAAGAUGGAUAUUUUCCAGAGAAUGUCACGAAACUCUGUCGCAUAUUCGUAGAAUUCCGGGCAAUUUUUGAAAGCAUUGAAAGCAAGGAAAUUCGUCUGUCUACCACCAACGACCAACUGAGGGCGAAAAUGGACCGCUAUGCAAGUCCGAUUCUCGAGUACCUCAAGAACUACCAAGCGGGUCAAGCUUUGCCUCGAAAUCAACUCGAAGAGUCAGCGAAUUAUUUCUGUCAGUUCGCCCAAAACGACAUCAAAGCCACUUUUGAGGAGACCAAACGCUUGCGCCAGGCGUACGAAGGUCUGAUGAGAGGCCUCAAUGCGGAGCAGAGGCCCACGAAUGCACAACAUAAUUAUUCCAUGGGUACCGGCGCUCAGUUCAUCGCGAGUAACCAAAACAACAAUUCUGGUUCCGGCUUUCAGUUUAAUGGUACUGUGAGUAAUUUCCACAACAACGGGCAGGAUGGAAGUCGAAGUACCUAA
Molecule: messenger RNA, 573 nt
Organism: Alternaria postmessia
Lineage: Eukaryota; Fungi; Ascomycota; Dothideomycetes; Pleosporales; Pleosporaceae
Exons: 1
Coding region: 1-573 (190 amino acids)
Source: RefSeq, a predicted model, not a curated record